AUGUCUCCCGCUGCCUUCCUCCUAUGCUUUACUCCGUCAGCUUUCCUGUACCACCUUCCUCCUAUACGGUCCCCACUCUCCCUGCAUACUUGCUCUAUAGCGGCAAGAAAUAAACUUGGACGAGAUAACCAAGCCAACUUCGGCCUUCUACGUUGCUCGAGAAGCAGUGUCAUAUGUAAUAGUCUCACCCACCAACGUGAUAGAGAAUCAGCAGCUAUUGACGUUUGCGCCGCCGCCGCCGCCGCCGCCACCGCCACCGCCACCGCCGCCGCAAAUGAGAUAGAUGAGAAGAUCAAAUCCAUUAGAUCAAUGUUGGGAUCUAUGGAGGAUGGUAAAAAUGAGAUAAGCAUCUCAGCCUACGAUACUGCAUGGGUUGCUCUAGUGGAAGAUAUUAAUGGAAGUGGUGUUCCUCAGUUCCCUUCUACCCUACAAUGGGUUAUGGAUAAUCAACUACCCGACGGAUCUUGGGGUGAUUUUUUUACCUUCUCUGCUUAUGAUCGGAUUCUUAGCACUUUAGCUUGUGUCAUUGCUUUGAAAUCAUGGAAUGUUUGUCAAGAAUUAUGGGAUAAGGGUAUAGUGUUCAUUGAGGAAAACAUUUCAAAGCUAGAAAGUGAAAAUGAAGAGCAAAUGCUUUCAGGGUUUGAGCUUUCAUUCCCUUCUCUUUUGGAAAUGGCUCGAAAGAAAGAUAUUCAAGUUCUCAAAGAUAGAACUCCAUUUUUAGAAGAGUUAUAUGCCAAAAGAAAUCGAAAAUUCUCAAACAUACCAAAGGAUAUGAUGCAUAGGGUGCCCACAAUUAUCCUCUUUAGCUUGGAAGGAAUGGCUGGUUAUGAUUUGGAUUGGGAAAAGCUUCUCAAGCUGCAGUGCAAAGAUGGGUCGUUCUUGACUUCUCCAGCAGCCACUGCCUUUGCACUCAUGCAAACUAAAGAUGAAAGAUGCUUAGAAUAUCUAAAGAAAACAGCUGAAAAAUUCAAUGGUGGAGUCCCUAAUUUCUAUCCGCUAGACUUGUACGAGCGUACUUGGGGUGUGGAUCGCUUGGAACGCCUUGGCAUUUCUCGAUACUUCCAAUCAGAAAUCAAGGAAUGCAUCAAUUAUGUUUAUAGGUAUUGGACUGAGAAAGGGGUUGGUUGGGCAAGAGGCUCAAGAGUUUGCGAAGUCGACAGUACAUCAAUGGGAUUCAGACUUCUGAGGUUACAUGGAUACGAUAUUUCACCAGGUGCAUUUGGGCAUUUUAAGGAGGGUGACGAGUUCUUCGUAAACUACGGACAAUUGAGCCAAUCCAUUACUGCAAUGUCUAACCUGUAUAGGGCUUCUCAGGUGUUGUUCCCCGGAGAGAAGAUCCUAGAAGAAGCCAAGGCUUAUUCAUCCAAAUUUCUUAGAAUAAAACAAGCUUCAGGACAGCUUGUCGACAAAUGGAUAAUAACAAAGGACUUGCCCGGUGAGGUAGAAUACGUUCUGGACAUUCCAUGGUACGCCAGCCUACCUCGCGUAGAAGCAAGAUAUUACAUCGAACACUAUGGAGGAUUCAACGAUGUAUGGAUUGGAAAGACACUGUGCAGGUUGUAUUGGAUUAACAACAAUGACUAUCUAGAGCUUGCCAAGUCAGAUUUCAACAAUUGCCAAGCGUUACAUCAGAUGGAGUGGACUACCACCAUUCAAAAAUGGUAUGCGGAAUGCAAUCUUGAUGAGCUUGGAGUGGGGAGAAGAGAGCUGCUUCAUGCCUAUUUUGUGGCAACAGCAAGCAUAUUCGAACCCGAGAGGGCAAGCGAGAGGCUAGCAUGGGUGAGAGUUGCUGUACUUAUGGACGCAGUCUACCUGUUUGUGAAAAUGGAUAAGAGACUCGUGGAAGCAAUCAAUACAACCCUCGACUGUAUCGCACGGGACACUCUAGUAGCGCACGGCGUAGACAUUGGACAUCAAUUGCGAUGCGCUUGGAACAUUUGGCUGCAAAAGGGAAGAGAAGGCGAAGGAGAGUUCCUAGUUCAGAUGAUAAACCUGUGUGGGGGACGUUUAAUCUUGAAAGAGCACUCGUCUCAUCCCCAUUACCAGCGUCUUCUUGAUCUCACCAGCACAAUAUGUUGCCAACUUCGUCCGUUAAUAAAUUCCAAGGGCCUUGAUAUGAACAAUAGUAUAAGUAUUGCUGAUAGCCCAAUAGAACCCCUCAUGCAAGAGCUGGUUCAACUAGUUCUCAUGAGCUCCCACGGCAUUGAUUCUGAGAUCAAGCGAGUGUUCCUCACCAUCGCCAAAAGCUUCUAUUAUGCUGCCCAUUGCACCAGUGCCACCAUUGAUCAACAUAUUGUUAAAGUUCUCUUUGACAAGGUUGUUUGACACUA
Messenger RNA from Telopea speciosissima, 2330 nucleotides. RefSeq names its product ent-copalyl diphosphate synthase 1-like. Lineage: Eukaryota; Viridiplantae; Streptophyta; Magnoliopsida; Proteales; Proteaceae. The transcript has 4 exons. The coding region runs from base 1 to 2325 and encodes 774 amino acids. Gene Ontology annotation, molecular function: terpene synthase activity; magnesium ion binding. Gene Ontology annotation, cellular component: chloroplast. The record is from RefSeq and is a predicted model, not a curated record. Gene Ontology annotation, biological process: gibberellin biosynthetic process.